GAAGAACAGAGGAAAGAAAGCCAAGCGGAGCACAAGCUCCUCGGGAAGCAGCCCCAGCUCCUCUACCUCGAGUUCCAAGGAGAUUCAGCAAAAGAAGAAAGUGAAGAAAGAGGAGCGGGAUGACUACGUGCCCGCCCAGUCCUCGCGUGGGGGAUCGCACGGAGGAGGAUGGAGCUGGCCACAUCGCAGCCAGGGGAAUCGCUCCUGGGGAUCCAGCUGGAAGCCCCGCCAGAGCUACCAGCAGAAGCCUGCCUGGAAUCGCUGGUCCAAGGACCAGGAUCAGACCUCCAAGGGCCCGGACCCCGCAGUCACAUGGGACAAGGCUGAGCCCGACGACGAGACCUGGGAGGAAGAACAAAGGUUGCAGCAGGCGUUGGCCAAGUCGGCAAUAGACGAAGCCUGGACGGAAACCAGGCGGGUUCUCAGCUAUCGUGAGAUCCCGGUCGCAAAGCGGCCUCCAAGCUUUAAAGAAGCGAGUGCUCAGAUUGAAGCGCCACAACUUGAGGCGAUGGAGGCUCGCAUCCGCGACGCAGCUAAGUUACCUGCUCCACUCCUGGCUCAGGUAGCGAAGCUUUUCUGCUCCAUUCCUCAGGAGCGCCUCCCCCCUGAGAUGAGAUGGCGCCAGAUUCAAGGCGCACACUUCGAUGCAAGCAUCUUGGACCUGAACCUCGAGCUACAGUACGAUUGGGAUCUGGAACUUCCAGAUCCCGUGCACCAUCAGUCCCUCACGUUUGCACACGGGACCACGUGGGCGGGAGCCUACGGGGUGAUUUCAGAGUCCCUGCUGCGGCCUCAAGCCGCGAAAUCCGACUGCUAUCCCUCGUUCGGGGCUUUCGGACGAGGCAGCAUCGAAGCGUAUACGGAACACACCUCGGCCAAGGCGCUGGAGAGCGCGGCAAGAAAGUCGAAGGGGCAAACCGUGGUGCUCCUCUGCAGCGCCGUGGGAUUGACAAAGUACAAUCAGCUGUACGACGAGAUCACGCCGCAAAAUCGGCUAUACGCAGCCUCGAAGAAGAAGCCUUCGGAGACACCGGCGGAGAAGCCGAGGAAGACUCUUGGUCCGCUGCAGGACGCAUGGUCGCUCAUUCCCAAGACAGCUGAGGACCUCAGCUCGCCAGCAGUCCUGUCGGGCUCCGAGUACAGAGAUGCACUACAGGGAUGCCUCAUGAGAGCCACCAAGAGAGUAAAAAUCCAGAUGCCGUGGGAGACUCCCAUAAUGCAGUCAAUUUUCGGUGAGCCGGAGAUGGUUCCAGCAGUGCCUUUCUCAUCCGGCGAGCCUUCGAAGCCCGAGGAAUCCCAAGGGCCAGGAGAGGCCAUUGAGAAACUUAUCAUUCCAAGGGUGCCGGUAGUAGCCACAUCUUUGGCGGCCAUCAAGAACCGCCCAAAUGUCAGCUUUCCAAAGAGUGAAGAAGCCCUUCGCCUCAAGGGCAUCGCCCUCUGGUGCGAGAUAGUGUGGACUGAUCCGCACCACUUUGGAAUCACCAGGCAUAUCAGCCUUGAUGAGAGCUCCAACUCUGAAGAGAAAGCUGAGGAACUCUCCACGUGUGUUGAGGCCGUGAUGGGUGUGAAAGCCCCGUCGACAAUACAUUCGAGAGCUAUGGUUAUCAAAAGGUUCCUCUUCUGGUGUGCUGCAAACAACAAGAGCGCAUGGCCUAUGUCUGAAUCGACAGUCUUCGAGUACGUUUCUCACCUCAAAACCAUCGGUGCAGCAACGGCACCGUCUUCCUUCUUACAGUCAACCAACUUUAUGAUCUAUACAGUCGAGCCCGAGGGUGCCCAGGCUAUUGUGGAAAGCUACCUUAUCCUGGGAGUAGCCAAGCAAGCAGCUAGCAAGAAGCGGGCCUUAAAGCAGGCACCAGCACUCAGGGUGGACAUGGUGCUCCAGCUCCACGCCAUUCUUAGGCAUCAAUCCCUGGACACGUUCGAUCGGCUGGCGGCAGGCCUAAUCCUCAUGUGCGUGUACGGCCGCUGCCGAUGCUCGGACCUCAGGUAUGUCCAGGAACUCUCUCUGGAUGUCACCGGACGGCACGGGUUCAUAGUUAGAACGGAAUUUCACAAAACAGCGAACAAAGAGAAGCGGAAGCUGCUGCCUAUCGUUGCCCCUGCCUUUGGGGUGACCGACGAGAACUGGGCGCAACAGUUCCUGCUUUUGCGCGAGAAGAGCCUGGGAAAAUUCCAGCCAGGCCCCUUCCUUCCUGCGCCUCUGUUGGAAGGGAAAUUCUCGGAGAGACACAUUGACAGCGAUGAGUUCACAUCGUUGCUCAGGCACCUCCUUCGUGAGUUUGUAGGAGCUUAG
Molecule: messenger RNA, 2296 nt
Organism: Symbiodinium necroappetens
Lineage: Eukaryota; Dinophyceae; Suessiales; Symbiodiniaceae
Source: the annotation of a GenBank genome assembly